GUUGAAGGGUCGACAAAAAGUGAUUAUUGAUGAGACAAAGUGAUCAUUGAUGAGACAAAGGCUUCUUUGAUCUGUUACUCAACUUUCACUUCAGUUUUCCUUCAGUAUCUUUUGUGUGAUUGAACUCUUUAGACUCUUAUCAUUCCUUGACACCCCUUUGGAUAGCAAACAAUACAGAUCACAGUCAAAAGAGGAGGACGACAAGAAAAACUCACCUAUGGUCAUCGCGAGAUAUCCAGCGACCAGCGGCAUCACGCCCUGCUAAACAUACCUCUACGCUCCGGGCGACACCACAGGCAACAUCACGGGCGACACCACGGGCAACAUCAACAUCAACAUCACCCACCUCUAACAAUGGCGCGCUUCCCCUCCACCAGCAUCCCCCGCCACCUCCGCCCCUCCCGCCGUCGACACAUCUUCCUCGCCCUCUUCAUCCUCUUCACCCUCGCUUACUUCCUCCACUCCUCCACGUCAACAUCCUCAUCGGCACCAUGGUCCGGGUCCGGCCCCUAUGACCCCCACCACGGCGGCAUACCGGAAUCCAUCUGGCUAGAGCACCACAUGAACUCCCCCCUCCCCUCCUCUUCCUCCUCUUCCUCCUCCCAGUCCAAACUAGUCUCAAACACCUCCUUCGACUGGAGCAGUCUCGACUACAAAUACCCCCCACCGUCACCCCUCCGGCAAUUACCAAUCGGUCGCCCCGUCUCCCUUCCCCCCGUGCAGCACCAUUUUGGACCGGAAUCACCAGCUGCUCGCAAAGUGCGCGAAGCCCGGCGCAAGGCAGUGAAAGACGUGUUCGUCAAAAACUGGAAGAGUUACAGGGAACUAGCCUGGAAGAAAGACGCUUUACUACCCAUCUCCGGCGGGUAUAAAGACCAGUUCUCGGGCUGGGCAGCCACGCUGGUUGAUUCACUGGAUACGCUCUGGAUCAUGGGCCUUCGGUCAGAGUUUGAUGAAGCGGUAUCGGCCGUGGCGGGGAUCGAUUUUGGGGUUGUCAAGGAAGGAAAUUCAAAUGGGAGGGUGAAUAUUUUUGAGACGAAUAUUCGGUAUUUGGGGGGGUUGCUGGCGGCGUAUGACUUGAGUGGGAGGGUGAUUUUGCUGACGAAAGCGAAAGAGUUGGGUGAUCUGUUAUACGCGGGGUUUAACACCGAACACAGAAUGCCGGUGGAUUUUAUCAACUUCGAUCAAGCCAAGACCGGAGAAGGGCUGGAUGUUGAGGCAAGUGUGGUGAGUGCAAGCCCGGGAACGCUGACGCUGGAAAUGACCCGCCUCAGCCAGGUGACGGGGGACAUGAAGUACUACGAUGCUGCGUCACGCGUGAUGGACGUCUUUGAGCAAGGGCAGAAUUCCACGCGGAUUCCGGGGCUGUGGCCUAUCUACGUGUCGAUGGCGAGACAGGAUGUGGUGAAUGGGAAUCAGUUUGGGGUGGCUGGUUGCGCGGAUUCGUUGUAUGAGUAUUUGCCCAAAAUGUAUGCGCUUACGGGGGGGCUGGAGGCGAGGUACGAGGGCAUGUCGAGAAUGUUUCUGGAGGCGGCGGAUAAAGCGCUGUUCUUUAGGCCGAUGUUGCCUGGGAAUGAGGACGUGUUGAUGAUUGGGACGGCGGAUGUCACGGUGGAUGGGACGGAGGAGAUGUUGCUGAAUCCGGAGAGCGAGCAUUUGGGGUGUUUUGUGGGAGGGAUAUAUGGGUUGAGUGGGAAGUUAUUUAGGAGGCCGGAGUGGGUGGAGAGUCAGGGGGUUAAGAUCACGAAGGGGUGUGUUUACGCUUACAGGGCGAUGCCGACGGGGAUGAUGCCCGAGAGGUAUAAUAUGGUGCCUUGUCAGUCGACGGAUGAUGCGGGUUGUCGGUGGAAUGAGGAGUUGUGGGAGAGGGAGAAGAAGAAGAGACCCGAGUGGAAGAAACAUCUGCCCAAGGGGUUCACGACGGCCAAGGAUCCAAGAUAUAUCCUGCGGCCCGAGGCGAUUGAGAGCGUCUUUGUUAUGUGGAGGAUUACGGGCAGGCAGGAGUUCCAGGAGGCGGCGUGGGAUAUGUUCAAGGCCGUGAGCAAUGGGACGGAAACCGAGUUUGCGAAUGCGGCCGUGUUGGAUGUGACCAAGGCCGAAUAUCCUCUGCCGAAGGAGGACUACAUGGAGAGCUUUUGGUUAGCCGAGACGCUCAAGUAUUUCUACUUGGCCUUUUCGCCGCCGGAUGUCAUCAGUCUCGAUGACUUUGUUCUGAACACCGAGGCGCAUCCGUUUCGAAGGCCAAAGAAGCCAAGGGUAAUUCGUCCGCUGAAGCUGUAAUGUUUAUGUUGUUAGUAUCUGGAUACCAUAAUUGGAUUGGAUAUACCAUCAAUGAUCACGUUGCCCAUCCGUGG
Messenger RNA from Neurospora tetraspora, 2354 nucleotides. RefSeq names its product glycoside hydrolase. The transcript is spliced from 2 exons. Gene Ontology annotation, cellular component: membrane; endoplasmic reticulum. The record is from RefSeq and is a predicted model, not a curated record. Gene Ontology annotation, biological process: carbohydrate metabolic process; mannose trimming involved in glycoprotein ERAD pathway. Lineage: Eukaryota; Fungi; Ascomycota; Sordariomycetes; Sordariales; Sordariaceae. The coding region runs from base 355 to 2280 and encodes 641 amino acids. Gene Ontology annotation, molecular function: calcium ion binding; mannosyl-oligosaccharide 1,2-alpha-mannosidase activity.